AAUUGGGCCGAUCCAAGCACCAUGACCAAGCGCUUGAAAGUCCACUCAUACCGCGAGGUGUGCAUCAUUGGCGUGUCCCGCACUCCCAUCGGGUCUCUCCAAGGCUCGCUGGCCUCCAAGACCGCCGUCGACCUUGGAGCUCUCGCCAUCAAAAGUGCACUGGAACGCAGUGGUGUGAACGGCGAUCUUGUUGAAGAAGUGUUCAUGGGCCACGUAAUUUCUGGCGCGACUGGACAAAGCCCGGCCCGCCAGGCAGCGCUCAAGGCUGGUCUCCCCAACACAAUUCCAUGUUCUGCCAUUAACAAAGUGUGCGCCUCUGGCAUGAAAGCGGUGGCACUUGCCAGUCAAUCGAUCAUGCUCGGUCUUCGAGACAUUGUGAUUGCCGGUGGCAUGGAAAGCAUGACGAACGCGCCCCACAUGUCCAAUACGUUGCGUGGUGGCGCUCGCUUCGGCGACGUCUCGUUUGUGGAUGCCAUCCAACGGGAUGGUCUCAAUGAUGCCUAUGACAACGUCCCCAUGGGCAACUUUGCCGAAGCGACGGCAACCAAGUUUCACCUGUCGCGAGAGGACCAAGACGCAUAUGCUGCCAACAGCUACCGCAAGGCAGUGAAUGCGACGGAGGAGGGGAAAUUCAAGGCGGAAAUAGUUCCUGUUCCCGUGGUGCUCAAGCGAGGUCAUGCUCCGGCGUUAAUUGACAAGGACGACGAGGCGUUUGCGCGGCCUGUCACGCUCGAUUCGCUGGGGAACCUGCGUCCGUGCUUCAACCCGGCGAAUUCGGUGACUGCCGGGAAUGCGUCUCCGAUUAGCGACGGUGCAGCGGCAUUGGUGUUGGUGAGCCGUGAAAAGGCUGUGGAACUCGGGCUAGAGGCCAACAUCCUGGCGAUUGUGCGAGGCUUUGACGACGCUGCCCAUGACCCGCAGUGGUUCACGACAGCUCCAUCUGUCGCCAUCCCCAAGGCCCUAGAACGAGCUAGCAUUGCUAUGGCUGACGUCGACUACUUCGAAAUCAACGAAGCAUUCUCGGCGGUCGCCCUUGCCAACAUGCAAAUUCUCAACCUCGAUGGGAACAAAGUGAACGUGUAUGGCGGGGCUGUUGCUUUGGGCCACCCGUUGGGAUGUUCGGGGGCACGCAUCAUCGUCACACUGUGCUCGGUCCUUGCUCAAGAACACGGGCGAUUUGGCUGUGCCGCCGUUUGCAAUGGCGGCGGCGGGGCAUCUGCCAUCGUCAUUGAACGUGUGCCAUCCAACUAGGCCAUGCGGCAACUGGAGCCAGACACAUAUUAAUAUUAGCUACAGCAACCCCGCUUGGAUCAUGUUGACUGUCUUAAGGUUUCUUCGUGAAUGUGAUGGUAUUCGUUGCCGCACUCGGCUCUUUGUUCAGAAGACAGCGGGGCUAGCUACAUCUGGCUCCACGUCUACAUGGCUUGCCGUCGUACAUAGGGGGUCAGUGCACUGGAGCUCCAACGCUGUCGUCAGCGGUGGUGGAACCAACGGGGUUUCGAUCAUAACACUGUGCACGCAACGGACAAAGGCAGGAUACACGUGAAAAGCCCACUGGUAUGCCUUGAAGUGCUGGUAAAAUGUGCUGGUGAGGUACCGCACAAUGCGCUGAACGUCGUCAAGAGAAAAGAUGGCGACAUACUCGGGUCGGUUGUCGACUGGUUGGACACCAGACGCUGGUCCCGGCAUGUCGACGCUAUGUUGUUUGAUCAGGUUCUUGAACAAGGAAUAAUUGUCGACUAGUGACGGCAGCUUUGGCAUUUGAGUGGGGUCGCCGUCCUUUCGUAGCUCGUCUGUGUCUGACACUGCUUCUUGAGCAGACGUUGCAUGGUCGAAGACUUGGGCCAUAAUGGCAAAAAACAGCGCCAGCUUCUCGGCGGAAAACCCUGCCUCGUCCUUGGCAAACAUGAAGUUGUAAAAGCAAAAGUCGACAUACGCUCGGCUCCGGGGGUUAUCUGCAUAGUGUUCAACGUGCAGCAGUUCGCACAGAGCGGUGAUGACAGCUGCGGGAGUCGACAGCGCCACAAGCAUGUUCACUUGGUCUUUGGUCAGGACUUUCCACACCAAUUCCCAUCCCGGAGGAUCCUUGGGCACUUCCACAACGACAGGUGCUUCCGCGACCGCUUCCUUCACUUCUUCCUUCUUGGCCAUUGAUUCCUCCGCUCACCGUCAAGUGUUGGCUCGAAGCGGUGCGCAGCGCUCCAUUGAGUGCGAAAAC
Messenger RNA from Aphanomyces invadans, 2218 nucleotides. RefSeq lists its product as hypothetical. Gene Ontology annotation, biological process: fatty acid beta-oxidation. Gene Ontology annotation, molecular function: acetyl-CoA C-acetyltransferase activity. Bases 22 to 1251 code for a protein of 409 amino acids. NCBI's taxonomy places the organism in Eukaryota, Oomycota, Saprolegniomycetes, Saprolegniales, Verrucalvaceae. The transcript is spliced from 9 exons. The record is from RefSeq and is a predicted model, not a curated record.